AUGUUCCGCUUUAAGUCCAGAGCAGGUUGUGUGUGGGACCUUGCACUCGGGAGGGGAACAGCAGAGCAGGCAACCGAAAAGAGAAGAAACAGUCAAACAACGGGACUCACCGUCGGAAAGCAGGUCCAGUCUCUCGACUCCCCUUUGGAGAUCUUCGUCAUCUGUGCCCAGGGGGUCUGCGGCUUCGUCCCGACACGACAAGAGAGAGACACAGAUAAAGGGGAGGAAAUGAGCACUGGAAGAUUUCGAAGUGGGAAGGACAAGUGCAGGAUGCACAUGGUGACCUGGAACGUGGCCACAGCAGAGCCUCCUGAGGACGUCACCUCUUUGCUGCAGCUGGAUGUCCAACCCCCCACUGAUCUCUAUGUGAUUGGCCUGCAGGAGGUGAGCUCUUCGCCUGUUAGGUUCAUCUCAGACCUGUUGGUGGAGGACUCCUGGAGCCACGUCUUCAUGGACACACUGGCCCCCAGAGGAUUCAUCAAGGUGAAAUCAGUGAGGAUGCAGGGUUUGCUGCUCCUGGUUUUCGCCAAACAAGUCCACCUCCCCUACAUCCGAGACAUCCAGACCACGUACACUCGCACCGGCAUCUUCGGCUACUGGGGUAAUAAAGGAGGAGUGUCUGUGCGUUUUUCUUUCUACGGCCACAUGGUGUGCUUCCUCAACUGCCACCUAGCGGCCCACAUGAACUACGCCCUGCAGCGCGUCGACGAGUUCGAGCACAUCCUGGAGACGCAAGACUUUGACAUCAGCGAGAGCCCGAACGUGCUGGACCACAAGGUGGUGUUCUGGUUCGGCGACCUGAACUUCCGUAUUGCCGACCACGGAUUGCACUUCCUCCGCUCGUCCAUCAACAGUGGACGCCUUAAUUUGCUGUGGAGCAAGGACCAGCUCUCGAUGAUGAAGAAGAAGGAAGCGUUCCUGCAGGAAUUUGAGGAAGGCCCAUUGAAUUUUAAACCCACCUACAAGUUUGCCCGCAACUCUGACACCUAUGAUACCAGUGGCAAGAAGAGGAAACCAGCUUGGACGGAUCGGAUCCUCUGGCGCAUCAAACCCAAAGACCUGCCAUCGGAGGAUGAUGAGAAAGCAUCGAUUUGUACCGACGAUGGACAAGAUGAAUAUCCAAUCAUGGUCACCCAGGACAAGUACACCAGUGACAUGAGCUAUGGAGUCAGUGACCACAAGCCUGUCAUUGCAACCUUCAGCCUGGAGCUGAGGAAAUGCUUUGACACACCGAUGGUGCACAUCUCUCCUGUGGGUGUGUGGAGCGCCGACCAGGAUGCAGUUCUUACCUACACCGUCCAAGAGGACUUCAUGUCCUCCACAUGGGACUGGAUCGGCCUGUACAAGGUUGGCUUCAAGAGUGCGUCCGACUAUGAAACCUUUGUUUGGGUGAGGGAGAACGAGCUGCCAGAGACAAAUGAAGUCAUACAGAUAUCUGUGGAUAAGGAUGCGAUCCCUCUGCUCGGUGGACAGUAUGUUUUGGGUUACUACAGCACGAACAUGCAAAGCAUCCUCGGCCUAAGCUCAAACUUCCAGAUCCUGGAGUCAAAGCGUGCUGUGAUGGAGGGCCUUGUUCCUGAGAGCAUCAACGGCAUCAACAAAUAA
Limanda limanda (common dab) is the source of this 1605-nucleotide messenger RNA. It is a transcript of the gene inpp5kb, whose product is annotated as inositol polyphosphate-5-phosphatase Kb. Gene Ontology annotation, molecular function: inositol bisphosphate phosphatase activity; phosphatidylinositol-3,4,5-trisphosphate 5-phosphatase activity; phosphatidylinositol-4,5-bisphosphate 5-phosphatase activity. Gene Ontology annotation, biological process: negative regulation of glycogen biosynthetic process; negative regulation of insulin receptor signaling pathway; negative regulation of peptidyl-serine phosphorylation. The record is from RefSeq and is a predicted model, not a curated record. The transcript is spliced from 13 exons. The coding region runs from base 1 to 1605 and encodes 534 amino acids. Gene Ontology annotation, cellular component: cytoplasm; ruffle; plasma membrane. NCBI's taxonomy places the organism in Eukaryota, Metazoa, Chordata, Actinopteri, Pleuronectiformes, Pleuronectidae.